UACUCUGCUUUUUGAAUGAAUGCAGCACCACACACCACACCACGCUACCUACUCAGCUACUCUCAUCUCUCCUUAUUAAUACUCCAACGCUCUUUCUUUCACUCCCUUCUCUCACUCUCACUCACUCAUCCAUCCAACAUCCAUUACUACCCAUUAAUCUUCUGCAUUAUUACUAUUAAAUACAACAAACAAAGGUGGUGGAAUCUCCCACUUCUUCAAUUUUCCCACUUUCCCUGCAUCUAAGUCUUUGCACAAGUAAACGGGUUCAUGGAAUUAGCUUUCAUGCUUGUAAUCACGUGAAUUCAUUCGUUCUUCAAAGAAGUCGAUCUCAUUCAGCUGGUUUUUAAUCAAUUAUUCAAAUAGGCGCCACCAGAUUUUGCAUUUGACCAAGGAAUGAAGAUCCCAUUUUUCUAAAGAAGUGUAAAGUGGGCUAAUGUUUUGACCUGAGAGAAAAGAGAAUUUUUUGAUGAGAUAAGUUGUUUACUAAGUUGAUCAAACUUGAAACCUCAGCAAUACGGUGUGAGAUCUAUAUAGUUGAAACAGACAGAAGGAAUUCCGAUUUUUCGCGUUAUUUUCAACACGGAUGUCUGUAUUCUGGAAUUGAGGAAAAUGGGGUGUUGUGUCUCAACUAGUAGUAAGAGUACUUGUAGCAGCCGGAGCAAUGGAGAGAUGGCGAAUCCAUCAUGCUUAGAAAUCGGAUGCUGUGUGCAUAAGAAAGCAAGGAGAACCUUCUCUGAUCAUGUUAUUUCACUACACCAUUUGGCGUCGUUGCCGAGCAGGAUUUUCACUAAUGGAAAGAGUAGAGCUUCUUGCAUAUUUACGCAGCAGGGCCGCAAAGGGAUCAAUCAGGAUGCAAUGAUUGUGUGGGAAGAUUUUAUGUCUGAAGAUAUGACCUUUUGUGGUGUCUUUGAUGGCCAUGGUCCACAUGGUCAUCUCGUUGCGCGCAAAGUGAGGGACGCCUUGCCUUUGAAACUGCUCUCAUUUCUGCAUUCUUCUGAAUCGAAGCGAAACGGAUCAGGUAAAGCUUGCUUCAAGGGGAAUGUAAAACCGGACAAUGGAGACUCUCAGAAGGAUUUAUCAGCCGAGGAUAAACUGAAUUCAACGUGGAGAGAGGCUUUCAUGAAGGCAUAUAAGUCUAUGGACAAAGAGCUCAGGUCUCAUCCGAAUUUGGACUGCUUUUGUAGUGGGAGCACGGCUGUCACUAUAGUGAAGCAGGGCUCAAAUUUGUUCAUGGGAUAUAUCGGGGAUUCUCGAGCAGUGAUGGGAUCCAAGGACAGCAAUGACUCCAUGGUGGCAAUUCAGUUGACCAUUGAUUUGAAGCCCGAUUUGCCAAGAGAAGCAGAAAGAAUUAAACGGUGCAAGGGAAGGGUGUUUGCUUUGCAAGAUGAGCCUGAGGUGCCAAGGGUAUGGUUGCCUUUUGAUGAUGCACCGGGAUUAGCAAUGGCUAGAGCAUUUGGAGAUUUCUGCUUGAAGGAGUAUGGUGUGAUUUCCAUACCUGAAUUUUCUCACCGGCUGCUUACUGACAAAGAUCAGUUUGUUGUUCUUGCCUCAGAUGGUGUCUGGGAUGUUUUAAGCAAUGAAGAGGUGGUUGAGAUAGUAUCUUCGGCACCAACACGGUCAUCAGCCGCAAGGAUUCUGGUAGAUGCUGCAGCCCGGGAGUGGAAACUUAAGUAUCCGACUUCAAAGAUGGACGACUGCGCCGUGGUCUGCCUAUUUUUGGACGGUAAAAUGGACACAGAAUCCGACUAUGACGAACAAGGCUUCUCUUCUGCAACCCUCCAGAGCAAUCAUUCUGGAAACCCGGUCGAGUCAGACGACGGACUAAAAUCCGAGCCAUCUUUGCAGAGGAACUUCACAGUUAGAUCCUCAGAGGAAAAUGAGCCUAAUAACGGAGUACAAUCCAUUGAUGUUGAAGAUGGAGCAUCAUCAGCUGAUGAUCAAAAUUGGUCAGGUUUGGAGGGUGUUACUCGUGUGAACUCAUUGGUCCAACUACCUAGAUUCUCAGAGGAAAGGCCAAAAUCAUGAAAUUUGUUGCUUUAACUAAUGGAGAUUGUUUACUUUAUUCAGCAAAAGAAAAAAUUUUCUUGCAAGUGAAAUAUCAUUUUAUUUCAAGAUAUCUUUUUUUUUGGUACUCACUUUUACUAUGAAGAGUUGAUUGUAUAAGAAAAAGUGAGUACACCAAAAAAAGGUUUCUCUUUUUAUUCCAUAUGGCUAACUAGUUACUUAUAGAAAAGUAGGUUUUAAAUUUUUAAUCA
Messenger RNA from Arachis ipaensis, 2255 nucleotides. RefSeq names its product putative protein phosphatase 2C 52. The record is from RefSeq and is a predicted model, not a curated record. Lineage: Eukaryota; Viridiplantae; Streptophyta; Magnoliopsida; Fabales; Fabaceae. Gene Ontology annotation, molecular function: protein serine/threonine phosphatase activity. Gene Ontology annotation, biological process: protein dephosphorylation.